Messenger RNA from Colletotrichum siamense, 951 nucleotides. Its product is annotated as (S)-mandelate dehydrogenase. The coding region runs from base 1 to 951 and encodes 316 amino acids. Lineage: Eukaryota; Fungi; Ascomycota; Sordariomycetes; Glomerellales; Glomerellaceae. Gene Ontology annotation, molecular function: FMN binding; oxidoreductase activity. The transcript is spliced from 2 exons. The record is from RefSeq and is a predicted model, not a curated record.
AUGGGUUUACAGAGUAGUCUGCCUAUCUUUAUAGCUCCCGCCGCCGCAGCCCGCUUAGGUCACGUCGAUGGCGAGAAGUGUUUGGCCCGAGGAGCAGCACGUAUGGGAAUCCCACAAUGCGUUAGCACGUAUUCAUCCGUGGCACCAAAAGACUUGACGGAGUGCUUUCAAGCGGAGACGGCCGGUCGCGGCGGCGGGAUGGUGUUCCAGCUCUAUGUGCCCAAGGUGAAAAAAGACGCCGAAGGACUCAUAUUGAAGGCAAGAGAACUCGGUUUCGACGCUUUGGCUGUUACGGUUGAUGCCCCGGUAAUCGGGAAGCGGGAUGUGGAUGAUCGCUUUAAGGCCUUGCUGGACUACGAGGCAGGCGUCGCCGUACAGGACAGCACGACACACCCUCCAUUCCCAGGAGAAGAGGCAGAAACACUCCGUGGCCACCACUGCUCUUCCUUUGAGUGGAGUGACAUUCCUUGGAUUCGAGGGCUCUGGGGCGACCAACCGAUCAUCUUGAAAGGCAUCCAAACGUGGGAAGAUGCGCUCGAGGCGACGAAGUAUGGAGUUGAUGGUAUUUACCUGAGCAACCACGGUGGGAGGCAGCUCGACCACGCACCGAGCUCUGUCAGAGUUCUGCGUGAUAUUCGACUUCGUUGUCCCGAGGUGUUCAAAUCCUUCGACAUCUACGUCGACGGUGGUGUAAUGAGAGGCACGGAUGUAGUCAAGGCCCUCUGCUUGGGUGCACGAGCGGUGGGUAUCGGGCGCGGGUUCAUGUACGCGCUCAGUGCCUAUGGUACAGAAGGCGUGCUCAAGGCGAUAUCAAUCUUGAGCGACGAGAUACAGACCACCAUGAGACUGCUGGGAGUAACUGAUCUCCAGCAAUUAAACGAGAGCUACAUAGACCUCAACGACUUGGAGUCUUCGACUGGGAGACACCAGAGGGUUCUGUCCAAAAUCUAG